Messenger RNA from Cololabis saira (Pacific saury), 1199 nucleotides. RefSeq names its product transmembrane protein 106A (gene tmem106a). NCBI's taxonomy places the organism in Eukaryota, Metazoa, Chordata, Actinopteri, Beloniformes, Belonidae. The coding region runs from base 107 to 838 and encodes 243 amino acids. The record is from RefSeq and is a predicted model, not a curated record. The transcript has 8 exons.
GAAGUGAGUGAUCCUCCCCCGAACACAGGGCAGCUUCACUCCGCUCAGAGCCACAGCUUUAACUACAGCCCGGCUCUCAAGGUCCGGCUGUGUUCCAGCGGAGGCCAUGGUUGUGCCAAGGCCCGGCAGCAUUGACGGGGGGGAGCCGGAGCUCAGAGGGGCCCCAGAGUCGGCCAAGGCCCUCAAACACUUCCCCCCGUACGGCAGCAUGAGCGGGGGGCCCUCGGGGGACACCUGCCCCACGUGCCGGGGCACCGGGCGCAUCCCCAGAGGCCAGGAAGCCCAGCUUGUUGCUGUAAUACCGUGCAACGAUGUGCGGCUGAAGCCCAGACGCACGAAGCUGUACGUGUGCGUGUCCAUGGCCGGGUGCCUGCUGCUCUGCUGCCUCAUCCUCUUCUUCUUCUUCCCGCGGAGCGUCACCCUCAAGCCGGUGUCGGUGCUGUCUGUGAUGGUGUACUUCUCCCCCGGCACCGUCGACAUGAAAGUCACGAAUCUCAUCAACAUCACCAACGAGAACUUUGUCCCGGUUCAGAUCGCCGAGUUCAGCAUGCAGGGUCUGGUCGCCCGCACGGUCAUGGGUAAGACCAGGAUAACCAACAUGACCGCCCUUGAGCCCCGCUCGCAGAGAUCGUACACCAUUCACCUGGACCUGUCGCUGAAGGACAGCGGCUUGGAGACCUACUGCAAGUCAACAACCAUCAAGAUUCACACGUUAUUUCUGGAGCUGCAGAUGACCAUGAAUAUUUCCUACCUGUCUCACAUCGAGCAGCUGUCUCUGGACACCUUCGAGUAUAUCGACUGUGGCACCAACUCAACCGUCCCACAUCCUGUGAGAUGAUGGACGUGAAGAUGGAGGCGGCGCCGAGCCGUCGUCCUUCUGAAAACGGAUCUGAGCAUGUGAAUAAUGAGUUCUGGUAGAAUCCACGUCCCUCUGAGUCCGUUCUGGCCGACUGCGAGACGUCAAUCAAUCACUACAAUGUUAUCAUGUGAGAAUAUUUACGCAUCUCCAGCAUAGACGGUGUUGGCACUUUGGACUUUUAUUUGUAAAUACAUCUAAUUGGCAAAUAAUUUUGUUAUAUAUGUUUAUGUAUUUUUUUAAGGAUUGAAAUCUGAUUUCUUUAUUUUAAUGUGUGUGUAAGAGUUGAUCUCAUAUACAUAUGUCAUUUGCACUUUAUUAAAUUGUGACCGUCCCGGUUCUA